Molecule: messenger RNA, 942 nt
Organism: Hemicordylus capensis (graceful crag lizard)
Lineage: Eukaryota; Metazoa; Chordata; Lepidosauria; Squamata; Cordylidae
Product: olfactory receptor 12D1-like
Exons: 1
Coding region: 1-942 (313 amino acids)
Biological process (GO): G protein-coupled receptor signaling pathway
Cellular component (GO): membrane
Molecular function (GO): G protein-coupled receptor activity; olfactory receptor activity
Source: RefSeq, a predicted model, not a curated record
AUGGAGAAUCAGACAGAGAUCAAUCACUUCAUACUGAUGAGUCUAACAGAUCGAGAGGAACUUCAGAACUUCUUGUUUGCCCUCUUUUUGAUCCUCUAUCUAGCAACUGUGCUAGGAAAUGGCACCAUUGUGUGUGUGGUAGUGGGGGAGCGCCGGCUUCACACUCCUAUGUAUUUCUUCCUCAGUAACCUCUCUUGCCUGGACAUUUGCUACUCUUCAGUCAUCCUUCCCAAGAUGCUCUCUGGCUUCCUCUUGGCCCACAGAAGAAUUUCCUUUAUCGGAUGCAUCACCCAGCUCCAUUUCUUCCAUUUUCUGGGCAGCAGUGAGGCUCUUCUUCUGGCUGCCAUGGCAUACGAUCGGUAUGUGGCAAUCUGCAACCCACUACACUACCCAAUAAUUAUGUGUAGGCACACGUAUAUUCUGUUGGCAGCCGCCACUUGGACCAUGGGGUUCUUCCAUGCCCUGAUGCACACCAUAAUGACCUCCCGACUACAUUUCUGUGGACCAAAUAUCAUUCAACAUUUCUUUUGUGACAUCAAGCCGCUUUUGAGACUGGCCUGCAGUCGCACAUUGCUCAACCUCAGCCUCCUCAACAUUGUCACAGGGUUAAUUGUCAUUAUUCCCUUUUUUCUAACACUCAUCUCCUACCUCUACAUCAUCUUUUUCCUCUUAAUGAAGGUCCAGUCACACAGUGGGAGAUGGAAGGCCUUCUCCACCUGCACCUCCCAUCUCACAGUUGUAGGUUUGCUCUAUGUGCCAGUCCUGUUCAACUACCUUCCACCCUCCUCAGGAGACUCACCACAGAGAGACAUGAUAGCCACCCUCAUGUACAGUGUAGUGACCUCUGUCUUGAACCCUCUGAUCUACACUCUGAGGAACCAGGAGAUGAAAUCAGCUGUGAGGAGAACCAUAGGCAGACUACUACUCUCUUUAAGAAUGUGA